AUGGAAGCGCUGUUUGGCAUAUCAGCGGAAGAAGAGGACACACAUGGAACACCCAAAUCCCAAAAUCCAACUAACAGAAGGGAAAAGGUUGCUAAAUAUCUUAGUAAUGAGAAAGAGAAAAGGAUGAGCUCAAAGAUCUCGGUUGACAAACAGCAUCUUCAUCUUGCCAGGGAAGAUCUAGUCCUAAAGAGGAAAAUGAUGGAGACGUCUGACAAUGUGGACCAGCAAUUUAUAAGUAACACAAGUAAAAUGACAAAGACGAUGGAAAAUGUGGGAAAUGCAUUCACCUGUUGCUUCGACUUAAUGAAGAAAAUCUAUGAAACCCCACAGGCAAAUGUGCCACCAGCUGUACAUGGUAAUUUUUCCCACCCUUCAAUGCCUGUUUAUCCAGACAGGCAUGGUUUUCAUCAAUACUUUCCAUCCAAUUGCUUUAACACAUCGAACAAUAUUAAGCCAUCAGCUAGUAGUUCAGAUAAGGAUGAUUAG
Messenger RNA from Paramuricea clavata, 486 nucleotides. The record is from the annotation of a GenBank genome assembly. NCBI's taxonomy places the organism in Eukaryota, Metazoa, Cnidaria, Anthozoa, Malacalcyonacea, Plexauridae.